Molecule: messenger RNA, 801 nt
Organism: Clonostachys solani
Lineage: Eukaryota; Fungi; Ascomycota; Sordariomycetes; Hypocreales; Bionectriaceae
Source: the annotation of a GenBank genome assembly
AUGGCAGGCGAAAGCCCCUCAUCACCUCCCUCUGCAGCGCCAGAUGGUCGCCCUCACCCAAACGAUGUCGGCCCGUUUGCAAGUGCCACACACGCAGCGGCCCACGGAAAUGGCGGUGCCGACCCAGAUUCAGUUGACGUGGAAAUACAAGACCGCGAUGUCCUACUCGCUAUUGAAGAUGACAAGCAUCAUGUCCGCAUUCUGCACCUGCAGAAUGUGCGCGAGGACACGCUUCCUGCGGCAAAAACUGCUGCCGACACCUUUCUUGAUCAAAUAAAGCCACUGGACAGCGAUCAACAGCCCGCUGGCACGGUAUUCCAAAUGUUUGAUAUAGUCUAUAAGGACAUGUCUCAUCAUCUUGGUGGUAUUAUAAAUCGUGUCCAAGACUUAUCAAUAGCAAUGUCUCAGAUGGAUGACAACGAGUUCAGAUACCCAAAGAGGACAGCAAGUACAACAUCUGGGGGCACUAGCCAAGCUUCUGUUGUUGAGGGCUUCAAUCCCGUCGCUGAAAUGAUGGUUACGUGUUUCGAUUUCCUUGAACGAGCUCAGGAGAUCCAGUCCAAGUCAGAGAGCUGCUGCGAUGAAACCCGUCCUAAGAGAGAUACGUUUGUUUUGACCAACUACAAUGAUCUCUUGGCCCACGGGGAUCUUAUUGAACAUAUUAGGAUUCAGGUUCAGGCUCGAGACCUCGCCUUUGACUGUUAUGUUACCACGUAUCCUUUAAUGAAGAUACACAGAGCUGGAAUUACCAGCCUGACCAGACACACGCGCCACGGCGGUAUCUUGAUGAGCAAGAGUUAG